GUGUGCAAAAUAGUCAGUAUUGAGCAAGAUGCAAGUAAUCCAAAACGUACGAUCCCACGAAAACAAACGAUUUCAAUUGCCGUGGGUUCCUUGGCAUCAGGAGUGGAUGCAGAGACCAAAACUGACCACAAAAAGGAGGAUCUUCCAAAGGCAAAGCAAGCGACCUCACAAAGCUAGUUGUUAGGGCAACGAAAUCGGAUCUAUCAUGGCACCUCAGAAGAUUUUGGUCAAUGCCGAGCCUCAGGACGGCAACAGCAGCAAAGUCGACUUCCCUCGCGCUGUUGUUCUCAUCAUGGGAUGGUGGGGCGCCGAAUUGCGUCAUGUCGAAAAAUAUGCCGAGCUCUACCGCAAGCGAGAUUGUGCGACCGUAUCGGUUGUGGCAGAUACCCUUGAGGUCAUGAUGCAUCUGGGAUACCCGAGCUUGGACGGUUGCGUUCGCGACGCCGUGUCGGAAGUGGCGAAAAUUUUGCGAGACAAUGAAAAGGACGGAAAGAAGAUUCCCGUCAUUCUCCAUUCGUUUAGCAACGCUGGAUCGUUCCUCGUAGAACGAAUGGAGUGUCUGAUUCAACUGGCUAGAGAGGACCUCAAGAUGCGCGGCAGUGAGGACUUGUGCCUCGUCGGAGCACGAUUGGAUGGACAGAUCUUCGAUUCUUGCCCCGCUUAUCCAGACAUCAAGUUGGGCUUCACGAGCACCAACGGAGUGGUGUUUGGACAAUCGCUGAUCAUCAAGAUAAUCGUGGGUAUCCUCUUUUUCUUGGCCGGAGCCGUGUCCGUGGUCUUCAACUGGAUCUUGGGACUACCCGACGUGCGCUGGACGUUCUGGAACAACAUGAGAGAGGGACGGGUCUGUCUUCGACAAGCCUACAUUUACAGCACUGCCGAUAGCAUCACCAACGUGUAUCGAUUGGAAGAGCUCAUUGAGAACCGAAAGAAGUUCUCCAAUGUGACUGUGCAGAAAUUCGACGACUCGAAGCAUGUCACACACAUGAUGAAGCACCCUCAGACCUACGAAAAGUUGGUCGACGACUUUGUUCGUGACACGAGACUUGCCUAACAAAAUGAUAUCAUUCGCACCAUUAGAGAACAACUUUCGCGCUGUUGGGGCCUCGGGACUUGAAGGAUCAUUUGUUGCAGAAGACGAGCGCACCUUCUGUAAUGAUUACUGCGGCACUAACGAAAAGAAAGGCAAUGGCCACUGACCCCUAUUUUAGAAACAAAUGCAUACCGAUACAUAAUCACCAUGUUUUC
Seminavis robusta is the source of this 1248-nucleotide messenger RNA. The record is from the annotation of a GenBank genome assembly. NCBI's taxonomy places the organism in Eukaryota, Bacillariophyta, Bacillariophyceae, Naviculales, Naviculaceae.